Oryzias melastigma (Indian medaka) is the source of this 1339-nucleotide messenger RNA. RefSeq names its product H-2 class I histocompatibility antigen, L-D alpha chain. Gene Ontology annotation, biological process: immune response. The coding region runs from base 103 to 1314 and encodes 403 amino acids. The transcript has 9 exons. Gene Ontology annotation, cellular component: external side of plasma membrane. NCBI's taxonomy places the organism in Eukaryota, Metazoa, Chordata, Actinopteri, Beloniformes, Adrianichthyidae. The record is from RefSeq and is a predicted model, not a curated record.
UAAAGAACCAGGAAGCAAACGCAGGCAGAGAAGGUACUUUCCUGUGAAAAACAAAACAGAGGGAGAGAAGAGGAGCGACAAACGGGCACUUUUUGCUUCAAAAUGUUGCCAGUCGCUUUUUUCGUUUUGUUCCUCACUUUCAGCAUCGCAAACAGCGAGACACACUCCCUGACCUACAUCUACACGGCCUUCUCCAAACCUGUGAACCUCCCAGGAAUCCAUGAAUUCACUGCUAUGGGUCUGCUGGACAACAGAAUGAUCGACUACUAUGACAGCACUACUCAAAAGAAAAUUCCCAAACAGGACUGGAUGGAGGAGGAACUCAAGCAGGAAUACUGGGAUAAAGGAACUCAGUCCCGGCAGAGCAAGCAGCAGUGGUUCAAGGUUAACAUCGACAUCCUGAUCAACCGGAUGAGACAAACUACUAAUGAAACUCACAUUCUCCAGUGGAUGCAUGGAUGUGAAGGUGUAGAAGAUGAAAAUGGUAACCUCAAGUUUGUGCGUGGUGUGGACAUGUACAAUUAUGAUGGAGAUGACUUCCUGGGAUUUGAUGAUGAGCAUCAGGUUUGGGUGGCUCCAGUGGAGGCAGCCCUCACCACCAAGAGGAAGUGGGAUGAAGUCACAGCUCUGAAAGACUACACCAAGGGUUACCUGGAGAAGGAGUGCAUUGAAUGGAUGAGCACCUUCCUGAAAUAUUCACAACCACAGCUCAAAAAAGCCUCUGCACCUGAAGUUUACCUGUUUGCAAGAGAAGCUAGAGAAAAGUCAAACAUUGUUCUGACGUGCCUCGCCACUGGAUUUUAUCCCAAAGACAUCAUUAUGUACAUCAAAAGAAAUGGCCGAAAUCUCACAAUUGAAGACGGAGUGGUGACCUCUGGAGUUCGACCAAAUGACGACGACACCCAUCAAAGGAGAGACCAUGUGGAGAUUCUCAGGACUGACUCCGCCUCCUACAGCUGUCAGAUCAUUCAUGCUGCUUCCAACAUGAACGUGGAGAACUCGUGGGAUCAUCAUCUUCCUCCAAAUGAAAGCAUCCCCAUUGCCGCUAUCGUUGUUCCCGUACUUUUGGUCCUGAUUGGUGGUGCCAUAGUUCUGUUCGUGUUGUUUAAAAAAGGAAUCAUCGGUAAAAAAAGGGAGGAUGUUCCUGCCGGAAGAGACCCGGUGAAUGUGCCUUUAAUUGAUGGUAAAAAAAGGGAGGAUGUUCCUGCCGGAAGAGACCUGGUGAAUGUGCCUUUAAUUAGUGGUUGGUAUUUUCCAUUUCAGAGCUUUGCAUCAUGUGUAAAUAUUUCUCUGCUAGGGGAAAGGACUAUUUAAUAAUUCUGUACAUUAGAUUUUUUUU